CCUAUCAGCAGCAAGGUGGAGUACAAUUCAAUACACACAUUUAGUCCCUCUUCACCUCACCCUCCGACGACGACGACGACGCAGCGACAAUGCCCCUCCCAGAAUCCCUUCCAGAUUGGGACGACCUCCCCCCCGUACCCGGCAUGCCAGAAGGCACUGCCUGGCCCGUAUGGGGCCCCGACGACCAACUGGGUGCACUCAACCUCCUCACAUCGGAGAACACCCUCCUCGCGAUCCAGGAAGUAAAGUCUGGGAAAAGGGUGCAGCUCGAUUGGAGCUUGGACAAGCCGAAGUGGCCCAGUUUUGAUAGGAGGCAGUUUGGACAUAGAGUCAUGUUCAAGCCGGGCAGUGCGCAGGAUGAGGUCCACUAUAAUACCCAGAGCUCGACGCAGUGGGAUGGGUUCAAACAUAUCGCAGACCCGGGAACGAGAGAGUUCUACCAAGGACUCCCGAUGGACGACGUCAUCUCUGAAAAGGACACGUUAAGGAACGGGAUCCAUCACUGGGUCGAAGCAGGCGGAAUCGCAGGCCGCGGAGUCUUGCUCGACUGGUACCGCUGGCACGCCCUUACCCGCCCUGGUGUCCCCCACCCCGUACCCGUGACGUCCCACGGGAUUCCCGUCUCGGAACUCGAUGCCGUCGCUGCGUUCCAACACACCGAGCUCCGCCGGGGGGACAUCCUCAUCGUCCGCAGCGGGUUUACAAAGUGGUACAACGAGGCCGAGGAGGAGGCGCGUAUGCGCGGAGUGGCACAUAAUGGGUUCCAUUUUAUCGGUGUCAGGCCGGGGAGGGAGACCAAGAUGUGGAUAUGGAACCAUCAUUUUGCUGCUGUGGCGGGUGAUACCGUCGCUUUCGAACAAUUCCCGAUCACAGACCGCUCCCAAUGCCUACACAACUACCUCCUCCCGCUCGCCGGCAUCCCGAUCGGAGAACUCUUCAACCUGGAAGAACUUGCAAAGGCGUGUGAGGAAGAAGCUAGGUGGAGCUUCUUCUUUACUAGUGCGCCGUUAAACGUCCCUGGGGGGGUGGCGAGUAGCCCGAAUGCUAUUGCCGUACUUUAGGGGCGGGGACCGGGGCGGGGGUUGGGAAGGGAGGGGAGGGGAUGCGCCGGUAACGUGAAAGGAACAUGAGGAAUUUACGCGACGGACGAACAUAUCAGUACCAGUACUGUGGUUACCAAUUGAACAAUUGAUUGGCAAGUCUUACCC
Messenger RNA from Dacryopinax primogenitus, 1208 nucleotides. RefSeq lists its product as uncharacterized. Bases 90 to 1061 code for a protein of 323 amino acids. The record is from RefSeq and is a predicted model, not a curated record. The transcript is spliced from 5 exons. Lineage: Eukaryota; Fungi; Basidiomycota; Dacrymycetes; Dacrymycetales; Dacrymycetaceae. Gene Ontology annotation, molecular function: arylformamidase activity.